This is a messenger RNA of Procambarus clarkii (red swamp crayfish), 4511 nucleotides long. NCBI's taxonomy places the organism in Eukaryota, Metazoa, Arthropoda, Malacostraca, Decapoda, Cambaridae. The record is from RefSeq and is a predicted model, not a curated record.
AUGGACACGCAAAUGCUUGGUACAUCCAGGUGUUGGACACUCCCCAGGGAAGACUGGCCACAGGCCAGGUUGCAAGCGGAGAACUCUCGUAACCGCCAAAGGUACCAGUUCUUCCUGCAGGUGAAACAGGACAUCCUGCAGGGCCGCCUCCCCAUCUCUCAGGACCUGGCCGCCGAGCUCGGCUCUUACGCCGUCCAGUCUGAGCUUGGCGACUACGACCCCAGGCGACACUCCCCCGGCUACGUCUCAGAGUUCCGGUUCGUCACCACCCAGACGGUCGCCCUCGAGAACAAGAUCGCCGAACUUCACAAAAAACUGAUUGGACAGGUGCCGUCCAAGGCGGAGAUGUGCUACCUGGAGAAGGUCAAGUGGCUCGACAUGUACGGCGUUGACCUUCAUCCUGUACUGGGUGAGGACAAUAUAGAAUACUUCCUGGGUCUCACUCCAUCAGGAGUCAUAGUUCUCAGGAACAAGGCGAAGGUUGGCAACUACUUCUGGCCAAGAAUUUCCAAGGUGUACUUCCGGGGCCGGUUCUUCAUGCUUCGUGUACGAGACAAGAACAACUCCGAGAACACAUAUGGGUUUGAGACGCCGAGUAAGGCUGCCUGCAAACACUUGUGGCAGUGUUGUGUGGAACAUCACGCCUUCUUCAGGCUGACACAGGCCUCGGGCAACUCCCCAGCUGCUAUCUUCUCCCUCGGCUCCAAGUUCAGGUACAGUGGGAGGACAGAGAAGGAGGCAGUGCAGGACGCCAAACUUGGGUCACGGACACAACCAGAGUUCACCAGAAUGCCCAGCAGGAGGUACCAACGGCGCAUUGUGGAAGGUGCUCAGGACACGCCACGUGUAGAGGAUAUUGAGGUGAAACCCGAGACUCGCAACACUAUACAGUUGCCAACACCAAUUGCUACAGUAUCACACAUGUAUCGCAGCACUUCCAUGACAUUAGCACCUCGUAGUGACUCCCCCCGCAGCACUCGGUCAGCACCUUACCCAGCUGGUGUGACAACUGGUGGUACAGCAACACUUCUAGGAGGUAGAAAUGGAGAUCACAGACCUCGAGGAGAAUCUCCCAGAUCUGUUCACUCUGCAGCCCCUGCCUCUCACAGCUAUGUGGUGUCUCGGCGAACCUCCAGUGUAGACAGCCAAUCUUCUGUUGAUUCUCGAGGUCACCGCAGGCACAGAAGGAGCCGUGGGCGCUCGUCUGAUGGGGAGAGUGAGGCAAGCAGUAAAUGUUCUUCUAGAGGGCAUCGUCGUCAUAGACAUCGUCAUCAUUCUGAUGAUUCAGAUCAUCAUCGCCACCGCCAUCGUCGUCGACGACAUAAGUCUGGUGGCAGCAUGGUAAACAGCGAGACCCAGUGGGCACAGGUACAGGCAGGGGAGGUACAGGUCCGAGGCAGUACAGCCACUGUGCGUGACCUUUCUCACAAAAGUGGUUAUCAGCCCUCAGGUGUAGAUACAGAAGCAGACUCCCACCAUCACCAGCACUCCAACAAAAAACGACACAGGAAACAUAGGUCUCGAUCACGGUCUCCCUCUGAAGCAAAAAAUACGCGACUGCCAGAUGAGCUUCGGCGACACCUGGAAUUUGAUCUUCAGAAGACACAAGGCCUAUCAGAGGCAGAGUUAAAGGAGAUUCCGUAUACCAAGGUAGAAACUGCUAAAACCAUCAAGAUUAAGUACACCUCUCCAAAGACGAAACGACACAAAAGUCCACGACGUUCUAAAAGCAACUCAAGUGAUCGCAAGGCUACUCCUCCAGCUGAUGGUGAAUCUCCACCUCCACCAUACACUCCCUCGCCUGCAGGCAAGACCAAUACAUUACCCAAAGCCAGUCAUAAGGACAAUUUGGGUGAUGUAACUGGGGCAAGAAGCCCAGAUGGAGGCAUGGUUAACGGCACACUUCGUCCCCCUGGCCCAAGGUCAAUUCAAGCACCAGUCUCUCGUGUAAAGUCUUCUGAAAGCCAUUCUUCAGGAGGUAACAGUAGCAGAGGUUCAAGUGGGGACUCUCCAGGAAUAUUUAGAAGCCACAAUGACUCUGGAACUCACACUGGGGCUGCCAAAACUUCUGCAUCCACCUCGACCAGUGCAACAUGUGCCAGCUAUGGCUUCACAAGCAGCUCUUCCCACAAGCCAGUGAUGGUGAAUGGCCCAAGUGUGAAGGCUCUGGUGACUAACAGCGCAAAUGGGUCCUCGCCAACACUCGGUCAUGAUGCAUCCAGUCCUGACUCCUCGGCUUUCAUGGAGGACACGAGUGCAGGUUUUGUAGCAACCAAUGGCUUUGUGCCUACUUCAGCUGCCCUACUAAAAAGUGGCACAAAUGAAAGGGGAUCCCAUUUCACAGCUGUCCUAAAACCACAGCCGAGUCCACAGUCAUCGGUGACCUCGGGAAUCAGCGUUGGGAGCUCCAGCGUGAGUAUCUCAGCUGACUCAACCCUGACCAGCGGCUCCCAACAUAACUGCAACAAUAAAGACACUACCUUUAACCACCAUCACCACCAGCUGUCAUCAACAUCCAACAGCCCAGACCCUGACGAUCAGAAAAGCUACGACCACCAUAGCUAUGAAAACUUUAGUUUCGACAAUAACAGCUACGACAACUCGACCAUAUGUGACAGCCCUGAGCCCUACUAUAGUAACUGCAGCUCACAUUAUGACCAACAACAGUCUGGACACCCUAAUACCCUUUAUCCAAGCCUUGAGCCUAUUACUCAACAUUCUACUAACAUUCUCAUUCACUAUCAUGAUCUUGACACUAUAACAUCAUCUACACAACAUCCCAAUAAUCAACCUGUUCCUCUCCCUAGAAGCUCUAUAAUAUCUUCUGUUCAUAAUAAUGAUUCUUCCACUCAUAUUGUUCAGUCUUAUGGUCCUUCCUCCAUGAGCAGUAAAAAUGGUACUAACUCUUUACAGAGAUCUGGAUACACAUCAACUGCUCCAAAGCCAGGAUUUAACUCCAGUCCCAAUUCUGUUGGACUUCCUCCUCUUUCUUCAUCUGUGAGUUCUUCACCUGCUCCUUCUGCCUCUUCUGUUACUGGUUGUGGAAACUCAACUUUACUUCGGCCCACAAGCAACCGUCCUCCUAUGAAAACAACUGGCUCUCAAACCAAUAUCUUGCGUACUACUGCCUCGCAAACUAACAAUUCUAACCCGGGUCAGAGAGCUUCUAGCAAACCCCAAUCCUCCAAUAAAACCGCAGAAAUGAGUCAAGGCAUCCAGACAACAAAUGGGACUAACCUAGCCCACUCUGCCCUGCACUGGAAGGUGUAUAACUGGGAUGCAUACAGGGAAGAGGCAGAGUGGUCUAAUUCACUAGGGCGCAGCAUCAAGGGUCAAGGACCAGAGGGUAAUCAAGCAUCAACAGCGGUAGUGAGCGAUACCACUAGCUGCCCCAACGGGAGCUUCGACCACAUUCAUGCUGCAGUUAACGGAAAAAUGCGUGGAUCAGGGAAGAUAAAUGAAUCCAUUAGUGGGACCUACAUGUCAGAAGGCAGUAACACUAAGACAUGUUAUACAAGGAAUGGUUAUUCCCAGAACUGUAAAGGGAUAGUACCUUUGCCUGAUGAGUACAUUCACAUCAACAGUAAAGCAAAUGCAUGUAAUAUUAAAGGUCCCAUGAUUAACUUUACUAAUGGGGACUCAAAUACUUACAAAACAGAUUACAUCAAUGGAAAUUUGCAUGAACAUGUAUUAAACCUGAGUAGUGGAAAAAGUUCUGGACACCUGAAGACCUUUGGUAAUGGUCAUGUUAAUGGUAAUAUUAAUGGUCAUUUAAAAGACUACCGUAAUAGUUCCACGAAUAACAGUUUUGAAGUAGAGAGCAAGAACAAUAAGAAUGUGACUUUUAAAGUUGAUAGCACACUAUUAAGGAACAGUAAAGGGAUUGGCGUAAAUAUUACAGUGAACGGCAAGUUGGACGGUGGUCACCUGAAGGGUGAGUACAAAAGUGAUUCAAAAGGAAAGUUAGGUGGUGAAGCUGCAGAUGAAAUUAGCACUGAACUGUGAUAGUUAUAUGUUGUUCUUGAUGUAUAUAGCCUUUAUUUUGUUACUCAACCACUCAGCUGUAUGUGUAUAGUUGCAAGUGCCAAAUGUAUGCAAAUCUUGAUUUAAUUUAAAUACAGUAAUGCAAGAUAGUUAUAUGUUUCAGAGAAGACAUUCAUGAAGUAAUGUUUUGUGAAAUAAAUACUUGGGUGUGGAGGCAAAAAAAAAUCUGUAGAUAAAUUGUACAGAAGGUAAAAGGUGUGGAGUGUACUAGCAAGAAUGGGUCAGACUGGGCUGAGAUUUGACCUUUCUUGUGUCUGUGUAUGGUAUGUACAAUAUGUAUGUAAUUGCCUAACUGUAACCUCAGUGAGUUAUAUUCUCAAUGUUGGAGAUUCAAAAAUUGUGUAUACAACCAUGUAUGCAUGCAUGAAUUGUCUGUAUAUAUAUGUAUGCAUGCAUAAUGUGUGUGUGCAUGCAUCAUGUAUGUGUAUGUGAGUGCAUGCAUCAUGUAUGUGUAUGUGAGUGCAUGC